AUGGCCCGGAGCAGCGUCACUGGCUCCGGCUCUGGCGCGGUGAAGGCAGGGGACUCGGGAGCCACCCGCCCGGCGCCAGGCCCCGCCGAGCCUCCCGCGCAGGACAGCACGACUAAGAGCGAGACCAGCGAGCCGACAGAGACUGCUGUCAAGGAGGAGCCGGUAGUGAAACAGGAGACUCCGGACUCCCGCGGAGCCAGUUCAGCGGAGCAGGCUCCCGUACAGGCUCCCGGCGCAACUCUCAACACUCAGGAGUCGGGAGUGUUCACUCCGACAGCUGCGCCGCCCUCUCCGGAGCGGGAGCAGCGGGAGGGCGCAGCGUCCGCCCCGCCGCGCGGCACACAGUCGGCGGCCAGUCGCGGAGUGAAGAUAGUGAAGGACGAGUCGGCGCCCACCGACCGGCGCUCCUCCUCGUACCUGUACAACGACUGGGACCGCACCCUGUAUGAGAAGACAGGUCGGCCGCCGCCCGGCGAGGCGCACUGGUCGCGCGACAAGAGCGCGCACAGCGACCGCAGCCCGGCCCGCGCCGGCGGCGCCGAGCCGUGCUCUCACUCGCGGGGCUCUGCGCAGCCGGCGCGGGAGACGCAGGACCAGUUCGGUAGGAGGAUCGUCUACCGACACUGCUUCAUCGAGCCGGAGUUCACGCUGCGCGGCCAGAGGAUCCCCGUACACGGCGCCCGGAAGGGCAGCAUCGUCAACGCCGAGGACACGUACGCCGCCUUCGCGCUGGAGCUGGUCACGCCUCCCUCCGAGGGACAGCUCUCCGCCGAGAAGGUGCAGCGCCGCGCGCGCCUAAAAAAGAGACGCCGCAAGAAGAGGAAGCGCUCACCGGGCGGUAAGAGCCUGCUGCGGGAGCGGGCGCUGAUCGAGGAGCAGAAACAGCGUCUGGAGGAGGAAGGCGAGAGGCUGGAGGAGGACCGGAUCCGGCUGGAGGGGACGCGCCGCCACCUGGAGCAGCUGGAGGAGUGGUGGGUGACUGAGGGACUCCAGAUCCUCCAGCGCAACGAACUCCGCGAGCAGGAGGAGAAAAUCAUCAAUGCCGUGAUCGAGGAGGAGUGUCAGCGGAUCCGGGAGGAGAGGAGGAGACUCCAGGAGGAGUGGCAGUUCCUGGUGGAGCGUGUCGAGCGUCAGGAGAAGGAGGAGCGGCGUGUCCAGGAGGCGCUCCAGGAGCUGGAUGAGCGGCAGGAGGAGCUGGCGCAGCACGAGCGGGCCGGGAUGCGGCGCAUCCACGAGAUGAAGGCCGUGUUCGACAUCGAGCGGCGCAUGAUGGAGGUGGAUAGGAAGAAGCUGGUGGAGGAGGCGCUGACGUCUGAGGCGUUCCGGGACGCCCUGGAGGACGCCGAGCUCGGCUGCUGGGAGGCGCUCUCGGAGGACGGCCGGAGCCGGUCGCGGGUCAGCUCGGCGUCCCGGGGCGCGCGGCAGCCCGAGCCGCCCGACCCGUUCACCAACAUCAAGGACAGCCGGUUGGAGCGGCUGCUGGCGGACAUCAUACACUCGCCGGGAUCGGCGGAGCCGGAGCAGCGCCAUGACGAGCCGACAUCCCCUGAGUUACAGCAGCGUUCCUCGGAGCUGCUAUCCCCGGAGCCCAGCUGCCUCUCCCCAGAGCUGGUCUGCUCAGAGUCCGACCAGCGCUGUGUGCCGCUGCGGGAGGACGGUCCCGGCCGCCCGCCCAGUGGUAAUGCCUGCGGUCGGCCGCAGCGCCCCAUCACGGCGCGCGGCCGACCGGCCAGGGCCUCCCGCUCCACACCGUCCGGGGACCCCCGGACCGCGCCGGAUGUCCUGCCGCCCUGCGCCGCCCGCAGCGAGGGCGCCGGAGGUACAGCGGUGACCCCGGGCCGGCCGACAGGGGACGGUCUGUCGGGCGGCGGGGAGAUCGCCGACAUCUGGCGCCGCCGGCCCACCGCCGCGCAGCGUCGCGAUACGUGCAGCGAGGCGGCUAUCGCUGAGGACCGGGGUCCGGCUGCAGGCAGUGAGGGGAGCGGGGCUGCCCCGGCGGCGCCGGCGGUACCGGACCGGCCUCAGCCGGAGCACCACCUCCCGGCGCCGGCAGCUCAGCGGCAGCACGCCAAGAGCGAGGGCUUCAUGGACCCCAGCGUCCGGCGGGCGGAGGCGGAGCGGCGCCGCGCCAGCGCCGCGCCCUGCCUGGAGAGCCAGACGAGAGCGGAGUCUCCGACACCAGGGGAACAGACACCGGCGCCCCCGCAGACCCCGGCGCCCCCGGCGACCUGA
Molecule: messenger RNA, 2232 nt
Organism: Amphibalanus amphitrite
Lineage: Eukaryota; Metazoa; Arthropoda; Thecostraca; Balanomorpha; Balanidae
Product: stress response protein NST1-like
Exons: 3
Coding region: 1-2232 (743 amino acids)
Source: RefSeq, a predicted model, not a curated record